Molecule: messenger RNA, 1174 nt
Organism: Ruditapes philippinarum (Manila clam)
Lineage: Eukaryota; Metazoa; Mollusca; Bivalvia; Venerida; Veneridae
Exons: 7
Coding region: 1-1107 (368 amino acids)
Source: RefSeq, a predicted model, not a curated record
AUGUCUAAACAAAGUGACAUCGAAGCAGACAGUACGAAGGGAUCCCUGCAUGAAGAAUCUAUUAUUGACGUAGAUGAAAACGUGACUUCAGCUGAUCAGAAGGAAGAUUCGGACAACGAGGACAUCAACAAAUCUGGCUGGUCUUUUAUACGGUAUUUCAUCAUUGUCAGCCUGUUCGUCCUUCUUGCAACAGGCGGCAUCACCUUGUAUUUAACUGUGUUCAUGACACGAAAACAGCUAUUGUCUGCCAUAGAGGAGAAUUCCACUUUUUCAUUUAAAGAAAAUGUACCCGGACAAUUUAUUAUCAAAGAGACUGUUUGCCCUGCCAACUGGACAUAUUAUAACCGGAAGUGCUACAUGUACAGCUCCACGCCUGUGCAUAGUUCAGACGCAAAGGAAUAUUGCGCGGAUUUAGACGCAGCCCCCCUUGUUAAUGAUAGCAAGGAGGCGAAAAAUGUUCAAGAAUUCAUGAAUACCCAAAUAAACAGAUAUAUAGGAUGUUGUAUUGCCGAACGUGAAAUGCUUGCUCUCGACUUUGGCUUUCUUGAUGACCCAUUAGAGGAUGGACAAGAUGAACAUACGCCACAUUCAUUGACUUCUGUAAAGAGUCUUGCAGACGACAAAUCAAGUACAGAUGGUGUUACACAGUCAGCGUUAAAAUCCGAUAGGGCUUUCUUCAUUGAUCCAGAGAUAGAAGAAGAUGAAAUGCAUUCGCUGCCACACACAACUAAAAGUACUGACACAAAGAUGGCGUCGAUCAGUAACUCUUUGCCUACUCCCACUUCCAGUUACGGAUUUUGGUUAGGCGCCGGACACCCGCAUAACCAUGGCACUGUAACGGAAGCCGUAGACGAAAAUUCCACUCCUAAUCACCAUCAACCAACAGUUCAUAGCAAUGUAAAAUUAGAAGACGGUGGACUAGAGCAAGACAGCGACAAAACAAAGACAACCAAAUCACAAGUUAAUCAAGGCGCCAGUGGAGAAAUGAAGGCAAUAAAGAAUGAGGCUUUAUUUUUAUACUGUAGGCGUCUCGGGUACUUUUUUCAUGAAUGGCAAUAUGUUGGUUGUAACAGAAGUUUUAUACAAAUCUGUGAGAGAAAUCCUUAACCGGAAAUUGGUUUGAACACCGACAUUAUGCCCAUCAUAGGGUAAAUGGUGAGUGCACAAGUGGAAU